Molecule: messenger RNA, 525 nt
Organism: Menidia menidia (Atlantic silverside)
Lineage: Eukaryota; Metazoa; Chordata; Actinopteri; Atheriniformes; Atherinopsidae
Source: the annotation of a GenBank genome assembly
AAGAUGCAGCCGCCCGUAUUAAAUAUCGCCCUUUUUUCAGUGUUGCAAGUUUUCUUGUCUUUGUCGUGUUUUCAGGAUGUUGUCGGAGCCGCCAGCGGGCGAGGAUUUGGAGAUAAAAUCUACUGGAGGACUCUGGAUGAUGCAAAAAAAGAAGCUGACGCCAGUGGGCUGCCCAUCAUGGUCAUCAUUCACAAGAGCUGGUGUGGAGCCUGCAAAGCGCUGAAGCCCAAAUUUGCUGAAUCCAAGGAAAUCUCCGAACUGGCACACAACUUUAUCAUGGUCAACUUGGAGGAUGAAGAGGAGCCAAAGGAUGAGGCCUUCAGCCCAGAUGGUGGAUACAUUCCUCGGAUUCUUUUCCUCGAUCCCAGCGGAAAAGUUCACCCUGAAAUCUCCAACAAAAUCGGGAACCCAAACUACAAAUACUUCUACAGCAGCGCAGAACAAGUGGUCUCGGGCAUGAAGGACGCGCAGGAGAAGCUGACGGGCGACGCCUACAAACGGGGCCACACCGGAGACGAGCUGUGA